This is a messenger RNA of Psilocybe cubensis, 816 nucleotides long. RefSeq lists its product as uncharacterized. Gene Ontology annotation, molecular function: protein binding. Bases 1 to 816 code for a protein of 271 amino acids. NCBI's taxonomy places the organism in Eukaryota, Fungi, Basidiomycota, Agaricomycetes, Agaricales, Agrocybaceae. The transcript is spliced from 3 exons. The record is from RefSeq and is a predicted model, not a curated record.
AUGAAAAGACAAACUCGAACUACCGCAGUCGAUGCCACAGAUUCUGAUAUCACGAUCAUCUCGGGUGAUAACGUCGCGUUCAAACUGCAUCGGAAAUAUCUGGAUGUCAACACUGGUGUGUUCCCUGGAGCGGAAAUAGUGGACUCCAAAGAAGAGCCAAUCCAUUUGCAGGAGCCUGCCAGCGUUCUUGCUAUUGUUUUUCAGUUCCUCUACCCAAGGAAACACCCUAAGCUGAAUGAUGAAAGCUUUGAUACUGUUUUGGCAGUCUCUGAGGCGGUUGAAAAAUAUCAAGUCUUUUCGGCGAUGAAUACUUGCGAGACGCGUUUGAUUAAAUACCUACAAACUCCCGAACACGCAGCGGAGAUCCUUGGCCAUGCAAUCAAACACGAUUACCCUGAUAUCAUCAACACUGCUGUACCUCAUCUGGCUCGCGCACCCUUAAUGCCCCUGCUCGAAAAACUACCUCAACACUGUGUUCUUCCAUGGGUACGCUUCCAAGAGGAAUGGAAAGCAGUGUUCCAAAAGGCGACGCAGGAAGUCAACUCAAAGCUAUUGACGACGACAGCCUGCGAACAUUCCAACCUUUGUAUCAACUGCCGAACCUACUUGCUGGCACGGAUAUCAGAACUUGAGAGGCUGGAAACAACGGCUGGCCUCGAAGCUGCGCUCAAGAGUAAUGUUACUCCCUACCCUGAACAUCGAAUUUGUACGAUUUGCAAAGGCACAUGCAAAUAUCUGCCAGAAAUAGUCGAAUCAUGUCAACAAGGCAUUGCUUCGAUUCCUAUCUUUACUCAUUUUUUGUCGAAGGCUCGCUGA